UGUCAGUUCUUGACCGAUGGUUGUGAGGUAUAUACAAAAGGGUUCUAUUUAUUUAUGUCAUAACAAGAGUGCAAAAAUUUAUUUUUCAUGAAAUUUAAAAUGUAACACAUAAUUAUGAACGUGAUUUUUAUGUUUGGUUGAUUUAUAUAAAAGUGUAACUUCAUAAUUCGUAAAAGGAUACACCACAUUUAAUUUCGAACAUGACAUCCGGGGGGCUGCGAAAUGAUACAUACAGUGAUGACAAUUUCUCGGAUGACGAAAGUUCCCCUCUUACCGAAAAUAUUUAUGGAGGAAGCACCAGAACUGUUCAAGAAACCAAAGGAUGGGACGUGUUCAGAGACCCCCCGAUCAAAGAAGAAUCGGGUUCGAUGGCGAACCAAAAAUGCCUCGAAAUCACCGUAAAAAUACUCAAAAUCGUAGCUUACCUUGUAACUUUCGUAAUAGUCCUCGGCUCAGGAGUCAUAUCAAAAGGAACUCUUCUCUUUAUGACAUCCCAACUGAAACCAGACAAAGUAACAGUUUACUGUAAUAGAGACUUGGGACGAGAAAAACAAUUUAUAGUAAAACUACCAUCGGCGGAAAGAGUAACAUGGAUGUGGUGCUUAAUUUUCGCCUUCUGGGUCCCCCAGCUUGGCUCCCUUUUCCGGUCCUCCCGAAUGUGUUUCUUCAAAUCGUCAAAAAAACCGUCUUUUUCACACUUCUUAAUCGUUUUCUUCAUGGAAACGCUUCACACCAUCGGAAUCGCCCUUUUGAUAUUUUACAUUUUACCAGACUUGGAUGUGGUCAAAGGGGCCAUGUUGACGAAUUGCAUUUGUUUCAUUCCGGGAGUUUUAGGUUUGCUGUCUCGGAGCAAUAAAGAAUCUCAGAGAUUUCUCAAAGUUAUAAUCGAUUUGUUUGCAAUUGCCGCUCAAGCCACGGGAUUCGUCGUUUGGCCCAUCAUUGAACAAAGGGCCGAUCUUUGGAUAAUCCCAAUUGCCAUCUUCCUGGUAUCACUCGGUUGGUGGGAGAAUUACAUAUCCAGACACUCCCCAAUCCCAUUUAUUAAAAAGUUGGGGAAAAUCAAAGAGAAUCUGGAGCAAUGUCGGUAUUUUAUAUACAUGUUUGUCUCAGUUUGGAAAUGCUUGUUGUUCUUUGUUUCCGUCUUGUUCAUUAUUUUAGUCAAAGAAGGAGAAGUUGCAUUCUUUUUCACCGACUUUUCGGAAGGUUUCAGUGCUCACCAAAUCCAAGUCUUGGAGAUCAAACCAGUGUUAGGAGGGACUUCCCUCCCUGACAUUUCCGAAAUAAUCCCAACCGGGGACGACACUACAAUCACCUCCAAUGACAUGACUGCCAUUUAUGUGCUACUCCUCAACGUUUCCUCCUCAUAUUUCGCCUACAUCUUCGGGAAAUUCGCUUGCAAAAUCAUGAUUCAGGGCUUUUCGUACGCUUUCCCCGUCAAUUUGACAAUCCCCGUUUCAAUUUCGCUGUUAAUCGCGGCUUGUGGACUCCGAAACGGUGAUCCCUGUUUCUUCCACGAUACAAUCCCUUCUUAUCUAUUCUUCGAGAGUCCUCCAGUCGUCUUCUUGAACGAUUUUAUCUCUCAUCAACACGCGUGGAUUUGGCUUUUGUGGCUUUUGUCCCAAACGUGGAUCACUCUCCACAUUUGGACCCCCAAGUGCGAGCGUUUGGCCAGGACUGAGAAGCUGUUUGUGACUCCGAUGUACGAGGGGCUGCUUAUUGAUCAGAGUCUGGGGAUGAAUCGAAGACGUGACGAUGAGGCUGAUGUCAAGACUGAGGAUUUGGAUGARAUCCAGAAGGAGAAAGGGGAUGAGUAUUACGAGACCAUUUCGAAUCACACGGACGCUUCCUCCGCCAAAGCGGUCAAAAAUUCGGAUCAUAUCACACGRAUAUAUGCCUGUGCUACCAUGUGGCAUGAGAAUAAAGAAGAAAUGAUAGAGUUUUUGAAGUCGAUUUUACGCUUGGAUGAAGAUCAGUCGGCGAGGAGAGUGGCUCAGAAGUAUCUCAGGGUGGUCGAUCCUGAUUAUUACGAAUUCGAAACUCAUAUAUUCUUCGACGACGCCUUCGAAAUCUCCGACCACAACGACGACGAAACCCAGGUCAACCGUUUCGUCAAACUUUUAGUCGCAACCAUCGACGAGGCCGCUUCUGACGUGCACCAAACCCACAUGCGCAUCCGCCCCCCUAAAAAAAUCCCAACCCCUUAUGGGGGCCGCUUGGUGUGGACCCUCCCCGGAAAAACAAAAAUGAUCGCCCAUUUGAAGGACAAAAUGAAGAUAAGACACCGAAAGCGCUGGUCGCAAGUGAUGUACAUGUACUACCUCUUGGGUCACCGACUCAUGGAACUUCCUAUUUCCGUCGACAGGAAAGCCGUGAUCGCCGAAAAYACGUAUCUUCUAACUCUAGAUGGCGACAUCGACUUUCAACCAUCAGCUGUGUUACUCUUAAUCGACUUGAUGAAGAAAAACCGGAAUCUGGGGGCGGCUUGCGGACGAAUCCAUCCUGUGGGUUCCGGCCCCAUGGUGUGGUACCAAAUGUUCGAAUACGCUAUCGGGCAUUGGCUGCAAAAAGCCACCGAGCACGUCAUCGGAUGUGUGCUUUGCAGUCCUGGAUGUUUCUCGUUGUUUAGAGGAAAAGCACUAAUGGACGAUAAUGUCAUGAAGAAAUACACCACUUCAUCGUCAGAAGCCAGACAUUAUGUGCAAUAUGAUCAGGGAGAGGACCGUUGGUUGUGCACGUUGUUGCUUCAAAGGGGCUAUCGAGUCGAAUAUUCGGCCGCGUCUGACGCUUACACCCAUGCUCCUGAAGGCUUCAACGAGUUUUACAACCAGCGGCGAAGAUGGGUUCCUUCGACUAUUGCCAAUAUUAUGGAUUUGCUAAUGGACUCGAAACGAACAAUCGAAAUUAAUGACAACAUUUCUAUGCCUUACAUAGGAUACCAAAUUCUUUUAAUGGGCGGUACCAUCCUGGGCCCUGGUACCAUCUUCCUCAUGUUGGUGGGUGCCUUCGUGGCCGCUUUCCAAAUCGAUAACUGGACGAGUUUCUACUACAACAUCAUUCCGAUCCUCUUCUUCAUGUUAGUGUGCUUCACUUGCAAAUCCAACAUUCAACUAAUCGUCGCCCAAAUAUUAUCCACCGGUUACGCGUUGAUAAUGAUGGCGGUGAUAGUCGGUACUGCCCUUCAGUUACGCGAGGACGGAGUCGGUUCCCCCUCCGCUAUAUUCUUAAUAGCCAUGACGGGGUCAUUUUUCAUCGCGGCUUGUCUCCACCCUCAGGAAUUUUGGUGCAUUGUCCCUGGAAUCAUUUAUCUGCUUUCCAUUCCAUCUAUGUAUUUGCUACUGAUUUUGUACUCCAUCAUCAAUCUUAAUGUCGUAUCUUGGGGUACUCGAGAAGUCGCCGUGAAAAAAACAAAGAAAGAACUCGAGGAAGAGAAGAAACAAGCUGAAGAAGCGAAACGAAAAGCGAAGCAAAAAUCACUCCUUGGUUUCCUGCAAAGUGGUGGUACUAGCGAUGAUGAUGAAGGAAGUAUUGAGAUUUCCUUAGCCGGACUGUUCAAAUGUAUGUUGUGCACUCAUCAGAAAGCCGGUGAUGAGAAAGCGUCUCUCAUCAACAUUGCUGAUUCGUUAGAAAUGCUCAAUAAGCGACUCGACCACAUUGAAAAGACUAUUGACCCCUCUGGUCACAUUUCGAGAAGAAGAAGUAUGUCAGCGUCAUCAAGAGGUGAUCAUCACCAUCUUGGAGCUGUCACUGAAGAAGGGGGUGACGAAUCAGCCAAUGAAACUGAUUCUGAAACAGUGUCUACAGUCCCCCAGAACAAGAGAGAUGAUCUGGUGAACCCCUACUGGAUUGAAGAUCCCGAUGUCAGAAAAGGAGAAGUAGAGUUUCUGAGCAGCGCCGAAAUAUUAUUCUGGAAGGAUCUCCUGGAUAAGUACUUAUAUCCCAUUGAUGAAAACAAAGAAGAAAAGGCCCGGAUAGCAAAGGAGUUGAUUGAACUCCGAAAUAAAUCGGUUUUUGCGUUCUUCAUGUUCAAUGCUCUCUUUGUCUUAGUCGUCUUCCUGUUGCAACUUAAUAAGGAUCAGAUCCACGUUAAGUGGCCACUCGGUGUACGAACUAACAUAACGUAUAUUGAGGAAACGUCCGAGGUCCACAUCUCCAAAGAAUACCUCCAACUGGAACCAAUCGGUUUGGUCUUUGUCUUCUUUUUCGCCCUCAUUUUGGUAAUCCAAUUCGUCGCCAUGUUAUUCCACCGAUUCGGAACAAUCGCCCACAUUUUGGCCUCCACGGAACUCAAUUUGUGUUGUACGAAGAAAAAGGAGGAAUUGUCUCCCAACGCUCUCCUUGACAAACAAGCCGUGGAAAUCGUCAAACAACUGCAAAAACUGCAAGGCAUCGACGAUGGCGACUACGAGAACGACUCAGGAUCGGGUCCCGACCGAAUCGGUCGUCGCAAAACCAUCCACAAUCUCGAAAGGGCCGCUCAGAAGAAACGACAAAUCGGGACUCUAGACGUGGCUUUCAAGAAACGCUUCGCUAAACUUAAUGCCAAUGGAACAAACGCCGGAACUCCGGUUCUGAGUCGAAGACUGACGAUGAGAAGAGAGACGAUGAAAGCGCUCGAAGUCAGGGUCAAUUCGGUGAUGGCCGAACGACGCAAAUCGCACAUGCAAACUCUAGGUGCCAAAAAUGAGUACGGGAAUAAUAAUGUCGUGACUAGGAAUCAUAGAAACAGUGUCGCUAGUAGCAUUCCGGUGAAAGAAGUCUUCGAAAAUGGACACGUCAAUAAAGCGUUCGAAGAGGAUACUUACAACCGUAGGAAUUCGCUACAAAUGCAACCAAGAAACAACGUUACCUGGAAAAGCAGCAAUAGCAGAAUGUGAAUAAAGAAGCACUGCCAAAUGACUUCGGAAUACUCGUAUUUUCAAAUACUGCCCUUUUCAAUAAUAAUAAGCUCAAUUUUUUAAGUAAAGACAGGUUUUUACCCUAAUUCGCUAUUAUUACUUUUAUUUAUUGUGAGGUAUUGUGAUAUUUAAGACAAUAAAGUAUUUUAUAAAAAAAUCAAUUCAGUCUAAAUUCAACUC
This is a messenger RNA of Tribolium madens (black flour beetle), 5075 nucleotides long. RefSeq names its product chitin synthase chs-2 (gene kkv). Gene Ontology annotation, molecular function: chitin synthase activity. NCBI's taxonomy places the organism in Eukaryota, Metazoa, Arthropoda, Insecta, Coleoptera, Tenebrionidae. The transcript is spliced from 10 exons. Gene Ontology annotation, cellular component: cell septum; cell periphery. The record is from RefSeq and is a predicted model, not a curated record. The coding region runs from base 201 to 4874 and encodes 1557 amino acids.